CCUUAGCUUUUCCGUCUGUUCUCUUUGGUUAUUGUUAUAGUAAGCUCGACACUUAAAUUCAUGGAUUUCAAACACCAGGAAGAGAAGCCACUCCGAACUGACUCGUUUAGAAUACAGGAGCCUAGAUGCAGAACAGCUCCGCAGGGAAAAUUCGUAAGCAGAAGUGUGAUCGCUACAGUGCUUGCACUGAUUAUAGUGCUCAUUAUUUUAGUCAUUGUCCUGGGAUCUUUGCUCGGCAAAGAAAGAUGUUCUAGGGAGGAGAAGUUUAAAGGAACGAUAAGUCCCGAAACCACAUUUCCAACGACAGUCCAUAGUCCUACAACACGUGGGAAUGGCAUUUGGUGGAAUGUACGCCUCCCAAAACAUAUCACACCCAAACAUUACGAUGUUAUAAUUUUCGUUGAUCUGAAGAAGUUCUUAUUCAACGGUAAAGUCUCUAUCUUAAUUGACGUGAAACAAUCAACGGAAUAUAUUUUGGUUCAUACCAACCAGCUGGAAGUGAUGUCAGUCACUGUCCGGCGGUCUUCUGGUGGAGAAUUUAGAGUCAUGAAUCAAUUCUGGUUUGAGAUUAAUCAGUUCUACGUUAUCCAGCUGAACGGCUGGUUACAUCCAGAUGAAUAUGUCGUGACUAUAGAGUAUGAAUCUGACCUAAGAGAAGAAUUGGAAGGAUUCUACCGAAUGACGUACAAGCAGAAAGACGGAACUAUAGUUCCUGUGGCUGUUACCCAGUUCUCCCCAUCACAUGCACGUAAAGCAUUUCCGUGUUUUGAUGAACCAGCAAUGAAAGCAACGUUCAAUGUGACCAUCGCUCAUGACCCUGAUUUGAUUGCUAUCUCAAAUAUGCCUGUUUACCAUAAUGAGGUGACAGACGGAUGGAAAUACGAUCACUUCGAGAAGUCAGUCGUCAUGUCCACCUAUCUAGUGGCUUUUGCUGUCUGUGAUUUUAAACACACUGAAUUCACAUUGACCAAAGAUGGAAAGAAGGUGCGGAUGUAUGCUCCUGCGGAGCAGAUUGAUCAAGUGGAAUACGCUUCUCAAAUCACAGAUAAACUUUUUAGUUUUUUCGAAGAAUAUUUCCAAAUACCAUAUGCGUUGCCAAAAACAGAUAUGAUUGCUAUUCCAAAUUUCAUUCAUGGCGCAAUGGAGAAUUGGGGACUCAUAACCUACAGAGACUGGAAUCUACUCUUCAAACCAAAUGUAUCCUCAGCAGACAAUAAACAGAGAGUUGCCGAAGUCAUAUCCCAUGAAAUCGCUCAUCAGUGGUUUGGAAAUCUUGUCACAAUGGAAUGGUGGGAUGAUUUUUGGCUGAAUGAAGGAUUUGCCAGUUUUAUGGAAUUUUCUGCUACGGAUUUUAUUCAUCCAGAAUGGAAAAUAGACGAUCAACUAGUUGUAACCGAUAUGUCAACAGCAUUCGCAGCGGAUGGCUUGGCAAAUUCACAUCCAAUCAGAAUUCCUAUAACGAGACCUGAAGAGAUCACUAAGAUUUUUGACUCCAUCACUUAUGAAAAGGGCGCAUGUAUCCUACGUAUGUUGGAGGCUUAUCUUGGAAAAGAAGUUUUUAGGAGAGGAUUGAAGCGUUAUUUAAAAAGAUUCGAGUACGCCAAUGCCAACACGAUGAAAUUAUGGGCUGCACUCAGAGAGGAGAGCUGUUAUCAGGGGAACUGUGUGGAUGUUGAUCACAUGAUGAACACGUGGACACUUCAAAUGGGUUAUCCUGUAAUCAAUAUCCGACAUUCUACAGGCGACCAAUAUUUAGUUUCUCAAGAAAGGUUUCUCUACCAUACUGAUGCAAACAUCACAGCUGAGUAUAGAUCACCGUACAAUUAUAAAUGGUUUAUACCAUUUACGUAUGUCACUUCUUCAGCGCCAAAUAAAGUCAUUCUGAAAGACUUCAAUAUGACGUCAGGAACAAUAACGUGGACUCCACGGAAUGGAAGUGGUUGGAUAAAAGGAAAUGUUGGCCAGAAAGGAUUCUUUAGGGUUAACUAUGACGAUAAGAACUGGGAUGCUUUGGCUCAAGCUCUGAGGACUGACCACAAGUUAUUGAAUAUUUCGGACCGGGGAGGUGUUAUAGAUGAUGCGUUUGAACUGGCUAGGAGUGAAAAACUUAACUACACUAAGGCAUUGGAAUUAACGUCAUUUCUACGUGCUGAAGAAGAAUAUGUUCCCUGGCAAACGGCCUUGAAGAGCUUCAAUUUCAUAAAAAGUCUUUUAAUUCCACCCAGACCAGCAUACAAAUACUUGCAGAAAUACCUUGUCUAUCAAGCAGAACCUAUCUACAAAAGACUUGGAUUUACUGAUCAAGGUUCUCACCUAGAAACUUUCCUGCGACCAGCUAUCUUGGAAAUUGUUUGCGAUGCAAAAGAUAAAGCCUGCCGAGCAAAUGCCUCGAAAUACUUUCGUGAUUGGAUGAGAGAUCCAGUCAAGAACCGGAUACCGGCAAAUUUGCGCUCUUUGAUCUAUUACUAUGGUAUCGCUAAUGGAGGUCAGGAAGAGUGGGAUUUUGCUUUUGAUCAAUUGCUGCAGACUUCAGUUGCCUCAGAGAGGAAGAAGCUCGUACAGGGAUUGGCUGGAUCCCCUGAGCCAUGGAUUCUAAGCAGGUUUCUCCAAUUCUCGCUGGAUAAAACAAAGAUAAAAUCUUCUGAUGCACCACUCGUAAUCAAAAAAGUUGCUGAGACUAGCUCAGUGGGGCAGCAGAUAGCAUGGGAUUUCAUAUUAAACCACUGGAAAUUAUUAGAAAAACGGUAUGGUGAAUCCCUUUACAUCCUCAGGAACAUAUUAGAGUCGGUGACUAGUGGCUUCACAAAUGAAUUUCAGCUUCAGCAGCUUCUUAAUUUUGUCAAAGGACGCGACGAUGGGUCGGGAUUGAGCGGCCAAUCUUUAUCACAAGUGGUCGAGAGGGUAAAGUCCAAUAUAGCAUGGAUCAAAAGAAACGAAAAAGAUAUAGAGAACUGGCUUAAGGUUUUCUUAUCUAAAACAGGAGAACAAACAAAACAGAGUUUUGACUUUAGCGACCCAGCUAAACGCUAAUAACAUAUUUAGGAUUACUUCAAAAUAAAAAUACAAAGUAUUAUAACACGACAAACGCAAUUUUGGGAAGGUAAAGCUCAGCAGUUAAGCAAUAAAAUCAUUCUCAAACUAAUUCA
Molecule: messenger RNA, 3146 nt
Organism: Pocillopora verrucosa
Lineage: Eukaryota; Metazoa; Cnidaria; Anthozoa; Scleractinia; Pocilloporidae
Product: glutamyl aminopeptidase
Biological process (GO): proteolysis; peptide catabolic process
Cellular component (GO): cytoplasm
Molecular function (GO): zinc ion binding; peptide binding; metalloaminopeptidase activity
Source: RefSeq, a predicted model, not a curated record